Molecule: messenger RNA, 765 nt
Organism: Pyricularia grisea
Lineage: Eukaryota; Fungi; Ascomycota; Sordariomycetes; Magnaporthales; Pyriculariaceae
Exons: 2
Coding region: 1-765 (254 amino acids)
Source: RefSeq, a predicted model, not a curated record
AUGUUUCUUUCCCUUCCUUCCGAGCUGCUGCUUUCAAUUUUGGCCUUCCUUUCUGUUCGAAAGGUAAAACUAUAUCGAAGUUGGAAAAGCCCUAAAAACAGUUCGAGCUCGGAUGUUUAUUUGCGCAACCUGUUCCGAUCCCUUCCGUCGAUACAAACCAUUGAGUUAUCUCAUAUUUACCUCAAAGGAUACUUUCCCGAAAAUACGAGGAUUUUAUGUCCGUUUUACCCUGUCGGUAAUGCACUCACGUCAAUACUAUAUACAAUUGGUAAAUCGAACAAAAUACAAAAACUAAAAAUUACGGGAAUUUUGGACGCUUAUAACGUUAAAAUCGACAGGGAUAUCACCAGCAUCACGUCGCUCCACAUUAACGCCCUUAACAAAUCACAACCACAAUAUUUAACCUUUUUCUACAAUCUCGAACAUCUUUCACUCCGGUCAGCCCACUGGCGAAAAGGCCGACUACGGCUACCAAAGUUUCACUGGAGCAGGCUAAAACGGGUAAGUCUCCAUAGAUUUUCGGUUUCUAAACAUGAUUUGUUGAGUUUUGUUGCGCGUCACAGCUCGCUGGAACAAUUGACAUUGGAAAACAUGUACUUCAGCGAAGGUUCCUGGAUUUCGUUUUGCUUGCGGCUACGGGCACUCGGUAACAAUAUAUCAGUCAAGCUUUUGGGUACGUUUAACAGCCGGGAAAACCAAUGGCCGGGGCCUCCAAUACGUGGAAAAGAAUUGGAACGACUAAUACUGGAAAACCCGUUUUAUUAA